CGCCAUGUGUGUGCUUUUGUAUAGUCAAUAGCACCUGCUAAAUGGCUGAAAAAAAAAUCAUUUUGCGGUAUUGACAUCAUUACAAUGUGUCGGGUCUCUAUCGCAAAGCAAUCUGUCGCGAUAAGAGACUCCGGAGAGCUGCUUUGGAAUUGCUGGGGCACACAAUUAAUUGCCCACCAUCCCACCUAGAAGCACCUGACAUCAGUUGUCGAUUUGAUGUGGAUGUGACAGGUCUUGCUGAGCUGUUUUGCACCUCUACCGCCCGUAUCUCCAAUCGCGUUUAUGUGGCGUCGGACGGGAUUCUUUUGCAUGGAUAAAUUGGCCAAAGGGCACAUUGUUAAACACCUCAGAGCCUUUCUUACCAGUUCCGAAUUCUUUGAGCAUCACCUGAAUCGACAUCAUGACCAAAUCAUAUGAAGUGAACAGUAAAAUCGAUGGAAAAGCACAAUCAGAUGGAAAUGCUGAGAGAUCAAAUUCAAAGACUCCAGAAACUUCUGGCCAAAACUUAAAACGAGGAAAUUGGGGCAGACCCCUAGAGUUCAUUCUGGCAUGCGUUGGAUACGCCGUGGGCUUAGGAAAUGUUUGGCGGUUUCCUCACUUGGUUUUUCGCAAUGGAGGCGGAGCUUUUUUGAUACCAUUCGUCCUUAUGGUUUUUAUUAUUGGACUUCCCAUCUUCUUUGCUGAGCUCUACAUCGGCCAGUACAGUGGGUUGGGUCCUAAUAAAGCUUAUGCACGAAUGUCACCGUUUUUUGAAGGACUUGGAGCAUGUACAACCUUAGUGAUAACUUUCGUCACAAUCUAUUACAUGGUUAUUGUGGCCUGGAUUCUCUUUUACCUGUUUGCUUCCUUUACACCAAAUCUUGGCUGGGGACGCUGCAAUCAAGAAUACAACACUUACAAGUGCUUCAGUGGUCUCGAAGAUGCUACUUGCAAGCUGAACAACAGUAAUGCCCCAACAGAUCUUAUAUACUGGAAUCAAACUUGCGUAGAAAUCGGAACAAUUUGCUCAGAAAGUGGAUAUUUGGGUGUAAAUGCCAGUUUUUGUCGGAACUCAGAAACUCAGGAAGACAUUCCAAUCCGAAAUGUCAUUCACAGAGUUCUUGCAUCGGAGGAGUAUUACUAUGAAUAUGUCUUGGGUAUUGGCAAUGCUACUUGGACUAACUGGGGUUAUCCAAGGUGGCAGUUAGUUCUAUGCCUUCUACUUGCCUGGAUCAUUGCCUUCUUCUGUGUCAUUAAGGGUAUUCAGUCCGCAGGUAAAGUGGUAUACUUUACAGCACUUUUCCCCUACGUGACCCUUACUGCGCUUCUGAUACGAGGAGCUACCCUAGAGGGCGCUAUAGAUGGUAUCAUUUUCUACAUUAAACCUGACUGGGAGAGACUCCUUUCACCAGCAGUAUGGGCAGAUGCCGCUUCACAGACGUUCUAUAGCUUUGGUAUAGCUUGUAAUUCAUUGGUAACCUUUGCUUCUUACAACCAGUUUAAGAAUAAUUGCCACACUGAUGCGAUACUCGUGUCAGUGACGAAUGUAUCGACGGCUGUUUUUGCUGGAUUUGCGAUAUUCUCCAUUCUCGGAUUUAUGGCCCAUAACAUGGAUGUGUCCGUUUCAACAGUAGCCGCGGAAGGUCCUGGCCUUGCCUUCAUAGCCUAUCCGGAGGCUGUCCUCUUGAUGCCACUGCCUCAGCUAUGGGCCGUCUGCUUCUUCUUCAUGAUGUUCAUCCUCGGAAUGGGGAGUCAAUUUGGUGGAAUUGAAGCCAUUAAUACAGCUAUCAUCGACCAUUGGCCACAUUUGCGAAAACACAAAUGGCGAGUAACGGCAGGAACUUGUCUCUUUUGCUUCGUGGCAGCUCUACCGAUGGUCUGCAAUGGGGGUGUAUACAUGUUCACGCUGAUGGAAUGGCAUACAGCUAGUUGGGCCAUUCUCCUUCUGGGAUUUGCCGAGAUCGUUAUAAUUUCCUGGGUUUACGGUCUAGACAGAGCUUUCAGAAAUCUUGCUGACAUGGGCAUGAAAUUUAACAGAAUCUUGAAAACCUACUGGUCAUUUGUCUGGAUAAUAAUAACACCUAUUGGAUCCCUCGGCAUUUUCAUCUUCACAAUGACAGACAUAAAGGGUACAGAGCACCGGGGCUACAAGUUUCCUGUCUGGGCUGAUACCAUGGGAUGGAUUAUUGGUGCUUCGACUCUCGCACCUUUUCCGCUUUUCAUCGUCUUCCGCUGUAUAAAAGAUAAAUUGACGCUCAAGGAAUUUUUCCAGCCAUCACGUAAAUGGGGACCACAAGAAACGACUUCGCUGCAGGAUGAACGAAGGGCUUCAUCACUGUCAUCGAUGUCAGCAAUUUUGAAGACAAACGGAAUUGAUGCGUCGGAAUUCAUUUGACCAACUCCCUAUUUCCCUGCAUAUCAAAGAAUGUCCAAAUCCACCAUCCCACUGUAUGAUUUUAAUCCUUUCAUCCUUUAUAUACCAUCAGUUGCUUAAUAAAUUAUGUUACAAAAAACACCCAUGAGAUACAGAAAAAUAUACUGAGAAAUAAUUUUGCAGGAAA
Molecule: messenger RNA, 2540 nt
Organism: Phlebotomus papatasi
Lineage: Eukaryota; Metazoa; Arthropoda; Insecta; Diptera; Psychodidae
Product: sodium- and chloride-dependent glycine transporter 1-like
Exons: 14
Coding region: 401-2374 (657 amino acids)
Biological process (GO): sodium ion transmembrane transport
Cellular component (GO): membrane
Molecular function (GO): glycine transmembrane transporter activity
Source: RefSeq, a predicted model, not a curated record